This is a messenger RNA of Trichechus manatus latirostris (Florida manatee), 955 nucleotides long. RefSeq names its product olfactory receptor 51F2-like. The transcript has a single exon. NCBI's taxonomy places the organism in Eukaryota, Metazoa, Chordata, Mammalia, Sirenia, Trichechidae. The record is from RefSeq and is a predicted model, not a curated record. Gene Ontology annotation, cellular component: plasma membrane. Gene Ontology annotation, molecular function: olfactory receptor activity. Gene Ontology annotation, biological process: G protein-coupled receptor signaling pathway.
UUCACUCAUCAUGCCAUCCUUCAACCAGAGCAUUUUCCACCCUGCAGUGUUCUGCCUUACUGGCAUCCCUGGUCUCGAAAUCACUCAUACCUGGAUUGCCAUCCCAUUCUGUUGUUUCUAUGCCAUUUCCCUCUCUGAGAAUGGCAUGAUCCUAUUUGUCAUUGUCACUGAGUCGAGCCUCCAUCAACCCAUGUACUAUUUCCACUCCACGCUAUCCUUCACCGACCUAGGUUUGUGCCUAUCCACGGUGGUCACUAUGCUGCGUAGUUUUUGGUUCAAUGCUAGAGAAAUCAGCUUUAAUGUCUGCAUCGGCCAAAUGUUCUUUAUCCAUGGCUUCAUGUUCAUGGAGUCUUCAGUGCCCCUGGCAAUGGCCUUUGACUGCUCCAUUGCCAUCUGUAAUCUGCUGAGAUACGCCACAAUCUUAACCAAUUCACGGAUUAUCAAAGCAGGCGUUGCAAUUGUUAUCAGAGGAACAACAGCUCUGCUGCCUUUACCUCUGCUCCUUAAACGUCUGUCUUUCUGCUGAAGUCAUGUGCUUCAUCACUCCUACUGCUUCCACCCUGAUGUGAGGAAGCUUUCAUGCAUAGACACCAAGAUCAACAGUGCAUUUGGCCUGGCCAUUGUCAUCUCUACUGCUGGCAUAGACUUUAUCUUGAUCGCCAUCUCCUAUGUUCUGAUCAUCCGCUCCAUGCUCAGUAUUGCCUCCCCAGAGGAGCAGAAAAAGGCCUUCAGUACCUGUGUCUCACACAUAAGUGCCGUUGCUAUAUUCUAUAUCCCUAUGAUCAGCUUGUCCCUGGUGCAUAGAUUUGGGAAGAGUGCUCCUCCUUAUGUGCACACUCUCAUUGCCAACGUCUACCUGCUCAUCCCUCCUGUAAUGAAUCCCAUAAUCUACAGUGUGAAGAUCAAGCAAAUUCGCAAGACUGUGCUCCAAGUAUUCCUUUCGAAGAGAAUUUAA